Messenger RNA from Knipowitschia caucasica, 3396 nucleotides. The record is from the annotation of a GenBank genome assembly. NCBI's taxonomy places the organism in Eukaryota, Metazoa, Chordata, Actinopteri, Gobiiformes, Gobiidae.
AUGAUUCAAACCUACGUGGAACACAUAGAACGCUCCAAAUUGCAGCAGACAGGAAGCCAAUCUGAAGGCACCGGCUGUGGACGAACCAAAGCGGACCGGCCUCCUUCGCUGAGCCUGUACCCCACCGGUGAAGGCAUGGUAUGUGGGGGUCCUGGGGGGGCUAGGAUGGUGCCCGGCAAAGACAUCUUCAGCCGUGUCCUUCAGGAGGACGGAUCAGAGUCAGACUCGGUGCCCGCCACGCCCAGCAGCACAGGGAGCAAAUCCAACACGCCCACCUCGUCUGUGCCCUCGGCCACUGUCACUCCCAUCAACGAAGGCUUCUCCCAGAACUCAGACUUCGAAAUGCGCACAGGGAACCUCCGCAAGGGGGCCAAGAGGCUGAGUCGCAACAUGGAGGUGCAGGUCUGCCAGGAGACCAAGAACGUCAGCAUUGGAAUGGGCAGCAGUGAGGAGUGGACCGAGUUCCAGGAGAUUAUUGAUUCCACGCCAGAGCUGGUCAUGUGCGUGGAUCCGUGCAUGUAUGGCGGAGGCAACAGUCCUUCUCAGGGCAUUGUCAACGAAGCCUUUGGCAUCAACACGGACUCUCUGUACCACGAGCUCAAAGAUGCCAAGUCAGACGUGAUCGGGGAUGUAGACGCUGGCGCCGAGCUGCUAGGGGAAUUCUCAGGAAUGGGCAAAGAGGUAGAAAACCUCCUGACAGAGAACAAGCAGCUCCUAGAAACCAAAAAUGCUCUGAACAUUGUGAAGAAUGAUCUCAUAGCCAAAGUGGACGAGCUGUCGGGGGAGCAUGAGGCGCUCAGAGAGGAGCUGGAGGCUUUGAGGCAAUCCAAGAACAAAGUGGACACUCGGGUUAAGGAGCUGGAGGAGGAGCUAAAGAGACUACGAGCAGAGGCGCUGGGAGCUUCUCGAGACUCCAAGGAUGAGUGUGGAGAUGACUUCUCAUCCCCAAUGCAAGACGGCGACAUGACCAUGACCCAGAGGCGGCGCUUCACUCGGGUGGAGAUGGCCCGCGUGCUCAUGGAGAGGAACCAGUACAAGGAGAGGCUGAUGGAGCUACAGGAAGCUGUCAGGUGGACGGAGAUGAUCAGGGCGUCCCGGGAGAGUCCACCAACACAGGAAAAGAAGAAGUCCACCAUCUGGCAGUUCUUCGCGCGGCUCUUCAGCACCUCCUCCAGCCCGCCUCCCGUGAAGCGUCCAUACUACAGCGUGAACAUCCACUACAAGUCCCCAUCCCCCGCCUUCUCCCAGCGCCGCAGCCACACCAUGUGCCAGAUCUCCACCUCCAACCGCACCCUGGAGUUUUUCCCUGAGGAUGACUCUGCCCUCAUGACUCGUAGAGAGCAGAGGCGAGAACAGUACCGUCAGGUCCGCGAGCACAUGCGGCGCGACGACGGCAUCAUGCAGGCCUGUGGCUGGAGCGUGCCGUCCCGCUUCAAACAGAGCGCCGUACAGGCUGACAGUGCUCCGGACAGUGCCCAGAAGAAACCACAGGCUACCAAUGAGAAAGAAGAUAACCGCAUCAAGAAUGUCCCUGUGCCAGUCUACUGCCGUCCAUUGGUGGAGAAGGACCCUAAUAGGAAGUUGUGGUGCGCAGCGGGAGUAGAUCUCACCGGAUGGAGGGCGAGCCAGGAGGCCACACUCAAAGCCUUAGCGAGCAACGGAGACCCACUGAACGCAGAGGAGGACGGAGCAGACAAGAGGAGCAGCCCAGAGAAGAGAAAGCCGAAGGAGCUGCAUGAGACAGAUGCCUUGAACAGCCGUGUGUGGAUCCUGACCAGCACGCACUCCGCUAGUAAAGUGGUCAUCAUCGACGCCAACCAGCCCGGCUCCCUGGUCGACCAGUUCAACGUCUGCAACGCUCACGUGCUCUGCAUCUCCAGUGUGCCAGCGGCCAGUGAGAGCGACUACCCUGCAGGGGAGAUCGUGCUGGACCCAGGAGACGGCUCUGUGGGGGAGGACUCAGGCGGCGUGGAGGGGAUGCUCGCCGGAAUCACCCUGGUGGGAUGUGCUACCAACUGCAGCGUGGCCCGAAGCAACUGCUCUUCCCGCACCGACACGCCGAUCCAGGACAAAAGCCAAGCACCCGUGGCUCCUCCUGUCAGUGCUAAAAUGCACCCGGCCCAGUCUGCAGAGGAGGCCACAGAAGCCACAGAGGUGCCAGAGUCCACACCCAACCACAGUGAGGGCUCCGGACCCCCGGGACCCUUCACAGAGCACGUGUUUACAGACCCCCAGCCGCGCUCUGCUGAUGCCUCCGACAGGAGUUCAGAACGGUCCAAAGAGGAGACGUCGCAUUCAGCCGAAGAACAUGGAGCUGACGAGGCCAAAAACUACACCAGUGUCGCACCGUCCAUGUGGCUCGGAGCACAGAACGGAUGGCUGUAUGUCCACUCCGCUGUGGGGAACUGGAAGAAGUGUCUCCACUCCAUCAAGCUCAAAGACUCAGUUCUCAGCUUAGUUCACGUUAAAGGCCGUGUGCUAGUAGCUCUGGCAGACGGGACGCUGGCCAUUUUUCACCGAGCAGAAGACGGUCAGUGGGACCUGUCAAACUACCACCUGAUGGACCUGGGCCGGCCUCAUCACUCCAUCCGCUGCAUGGCUGUGGUGCACGACAAGGUGUGGUGCGGAUACAAGAACAAGAUCCACGUCAUUCAGCCCAAGAGCAUGCAGAUCGAGAAGUCGUUUGACGCCCACCCGCGCAGGGAGAGCCAGGUGCGGCAGCUGGCCUGGAUCGGUGAUGGCGUGUGGGUGUCCAUCCGUCUGGACUCCACGCUGCGGCUGUACCACGCACACACGCACCAGCACCUCCAGGACGUGGACAUCGAGCCGUACGUCAGCAAGAUGUUAGGGACUGGGAAACUUGGCUUCUCCUUCGUAAGGAUCACAGCUCUACUCAUCGGAGGAAACCGGCUCUGGGUCGGCACUGGGAACGGCGUGAUCAUUUCCAUCCCUCUAACAGAAACCAAUAAAGUGUCCCCCACGUCCUCUGGAGGUGUGAUCCAUGUGUACGGGGACGAUGGUUCGGAGAAGAGCACUGGCAGCUUUAUCCCCUACUGCUCCAUGGCACAGGCCCAGCUCUGUUUCCAUGGACACCGCGACGCCGUGAAGUUCUUUGUAUCUGUCCCAGGUAAUGUAUUGGCCACGUUGAAUGGCAGUGUGUUGGACAACCCCUCGGACUCGCAGGGGUCUGGGGCCCCAGAGGCAGAGACGCAGAGUGUUCAGAACGUCCUGGUGCUGAGCGGAGGAGAGGGCUACAUCGACUUCCGAAUUGGUGACGGCGAGGACGAGGAGACGGAGGAAGGAGACAGCAGCCAGAGCACAGAGCCUAAGUCGUCCCUGUGCAAAGCCGAGCGCAGCCACAUCAUCGUGUGGCAGGUGUCCUACAUCCCCGAGUGA